AUGAACAUUGUGAGAAAAGUCAAUUUCAUGAUACCGUGGAACUUAAUUUGCAUUCAUUUUCUGCUGUUUUCCUUGGAAGAUUAUGAUGAAUCUGCUAGACUGCAGAAGUUUCUUCUGGGGCUCACGUUAAUGAUUCUUUUUCUCAGGAUCAAAAUUCAUCAGGAGGAAGGAGAAAUCAGUGGAAACUGCCCAUUUAAAUGCCUUAAUGGAGCAGUUUGCACAAAGGCAGGAGUAUGUGACUGUGAGAUGUUCCAGGCACAGGGUGAAAGAUGCCAAUUGGUUCCAAAUGCAGGCAAAGACAGAGAUGGUAUUUGCAAAUCAUGGGGGCAGCAUCAUUUUGAAACCUUUGAUGGCAUCUACUAUUACUUCCCUGGAAAUUGUUCUUAUAUUUUUGUGAAAGACUGCAGUGAUCCUGAGCCUCAAUAUACAGUAUGGAUUAAUAACAGUCCACACUGUGUUGGUUCUGUGUACUCUUGCUUGCGGUCCAUCAGCCUGUUCUUUUUAAAUCAGGAUGAAAUAAUCAUAUUGGGACAUGAAGUGAGGAAAGGCAGAGUCAGGUUGAUGUUGCCCCAGACAAUUGGAAAUGUCUUCAUUGAACGAUUAGCAGAUUACAUUCUGGUGAAAACUACCUUUGGCUUUUCCCUAGCCUGGGAUGGAAACUCUGGGAUUUAUGUUAAACUAACAGAAGAACACAAGGGAAAAACAUGUGGUCUGUGUGGAAACUAUAAUAGCAAUAUGUCAGAUGAUCUCAUAAUACAAAAUAUUGACUAUAAAGAAGAUAUUGCUAAAUUUGCCAACAGUUGGUCUGUGCAAACCCCAGAUGAUGCUACUUGUGUACCUACUGCCUCUGAUUUUCCGAGUCCAUGCUCUGUUGAUUCAGAAUCUUAUGAGAACAUCUACGUCAAGUGCCAAAUACUCUUGCAGUUUCCUUUCUUCAGCUGCCACCAAAGCAUUGAUCCAUACCCAUAUAUUUCCAGCUGUUUGAAUGACCUUUGUGGAGAGGAUGAUGAUGAGACUUACUGCCGAGCAGUGACAGAAUAUGCUAGAUCGUGCUCACAUGCAGGUUAUCCAGUACGAGAUUGGAGGGAUGACUUUCCAGCAUGUACUGAAAAGUGUGAAGAUAGCUUCAUCCACCGGGAUUGUAUUAGCUGUUGUCCACCAACCUGUACUUUUGAGAAGGAUUGUCUUGGCAGUAACCUCCAUUGUUUAGAUGGAUGCUAUUGUCCAGAUGGUCUCAUACUGGACAACGGAACCUGUAUUUCUGUGUCAGAUUGCCCUUGUGUUUAUCAUGGGACGGCUUUUCCUGUAGGCUCCAAAAUUGAGCAAGAAUGUAGCAACUGUAUUUGUAUUGGUGGCAUUUGGAAUUGCACUGAGCAUGAUUGCCCAGCUGAAUGUUCGAUCAUAGGAGAUUCUCAUUUCACAACUUUUGAUGGACGCCAUUACACCUUCCUUGGGAUUUGUCAGUACAUUCUGGUGAAAGGCACUGGGAAAGACAAAUUCACAAUUACUUUACAAAAAACUCCUUGUGGUCUGAAUCUUGACCAUGCAUGCAUUCAGUCAAUAACACUAGUCCUUGAAGAUGUAAGCAAGCAAGUUACUGUGAACCGAGGUGGUGAAGUUCAGUUUGGUUCUUCCAACCAGGGAUUUAACUUAAAUGGAUAUGUUGAAGUGUGGAACUUGUCUUCAUUGUUUGUACAACUGAAAACUAAGUUUGGUUUAAGAAUUCAGUUUGCUAAAGAUGGAGAGAGAAUAUAUAUUCAGCUCAGUUCUGACUGGAAGAGAAGAACUCUGGGUCUAUGUGGAACUUAUAAUGGAAAUUUGAGAGAUGACUUUCUUUCUCCAGCAGGAAUGAUUGAAGGAACUCCACAGCUUCAUGCCAACGCAUGGAAAGUUUCUUCAGCAUGCCAUGUGCCUGUCAACGUCCCUGUGGUUGAUCCUUGUAACAUUAACCAACAAAAUGUUGGUUAUGCAUCCCAGUGUGAUUUGAUCAAUCAAGACCUCUUUGCUCCGUGUCAUGACUACAUCAGCCCAGAAUUAUACUACCAACUGUGCCGCUUUGAUGCUUGCAAAUGUGGGAGCACUUGUUUGUGCAAUGCGCUUGCUCACUAUGCCUAUGUAUGUCGCAAGCAUGGAAUUACUGUUGACUUCAGAUCUCAUGUCUCAUACUGUGGAUUAGUGUGUAGAAGUGGUAUGCAGUAUCACCAGUGCUCUUCCUUCUGUGAGCGCUCCUGUUCUUCCUUAUCUUUUUUGGAUGUUUGUGAUCAUGACUGUGUGGAAGGCUGUAAUUGCCCAGAAGGGAAAUACUUUGAAGCAUCUAUCAACUUUUGUGUUCCAAUGUCUAGCUGUCGAUGUUAUUAUAAAGGCAGAAGUUUUCAGCCCGGGGAAAUGCUACCCACAGCAUCAGGCUUAUGCCAUUGUCUGAAUGGAACAAUGAAAUGCACUGAAGCUGCUGCAGUUCCUGCAGUUCACGCAUGCCCUGAAGAAAAAAUCUACUACGACUGCCGAUCUCAUGUUCCUGGCUUGCCAUCAGCUGGAGUGAAUUGUGAGCUAUCUUGUGCAAACCUUGCCAUGAACUUUACCUGUACACCCUCGCCACCCUGUGUGAGCGGUUGCGUCUGCCCCCCUGGGAUGGCAGAACAUAAAGGAAAAUGCUAUGUCCCGGAUAGCUGUCCAUGUACCUGGAAAGAUUGGGAAUAUAUGUCUGGAGAAAUGAUAGCUACACCUUGUUAUACAUGUGUUUGUCGACGUGGGAUAUUUAAUUGCACUUAUUAUCCUUGUCCUGCUGUAUGUACAGUCUAUGGGGACCGGCAUUAUUAUACCUUUGAUGGACUAGAAUAUGAUUUUGUCAGUGAUUGCCAGGUUUAUUUGGUAAAGAGUUCAGACAGUUCAAAUGUGUCUAUAAUAAUUCAGAACAAGAAGUGCUUUGAUAAUGACAUUGUUUGCUCCAAGAGUGUCUUUAUCUCUGUUGGAGAGACUGAGAUUUAUUUCAGUGAUCCUGUAGACAUACAGGUAAGUUAUAUGAUACAUGAGAACAAAACCAAAUAUCAGCUUUGGAAGGCUGGACAUUAUACAGCAGUACACUUCCCAGAUCAGGAGAUCACCAUCCUGUGGGACAGAAAGACAACAAUGCACAUCAAAGUCGGAGCUCAAUGGAAGAGUAAAUUGGCAGGUUUGUGUGGGAAUUUUGAUAAAUUCACUUCAAAUGAUCUCACUACAUCCAACAACAUGGAAGUUAAAAAUGCUCAAAUUUUUGGAGAGAGUUGGGCAAUAGGACCGUGUGCAAGCCCAAAUGAGACCAUUAAACCAUGUGAAGUACAUCAGAGCAAGUUCCCUUAUGCCAAAAAGGAAUGCUCAAUUUUGUACAGUGAUGUUUUUGCCCCCUGUCGCAAUGUGAUCGAUGUGACAUCCUUUGUCAAAAACUGCCAUACAGACACAUGCAAUUGUAAUCUUGGUGGAGAUUGUGAAUGUCUAUGUACAAGUAUUGCAGCUUAUGCUCACAAAUGCUGUCAGCAGGGUGCUGUAAUUCACUGGAGAUCUCCUUCCCUCUGUCCGUAUGACUGUGAUUACUACAACCAAGGCCUCGGAGAAGGACCAUUUAUUUUGGCAAGCUAUGGCCAGAAUGACACCGUUAUAGGAGUCAACAUCAGCAGCAGAAAGAUAUUCCCUUUGCCUCGAAUUAGUAUGAAUGGAAAUGUGUAUUUUAAUUUUAUGCUAACUCCAGGACUUUUUAAAGAUAAAAUAUUAUCUCCGUCUCUGGUUUCCCUUGAGUCUGCUGAAAGACCAAACUACUUUUUGUAUGUCCAUGACAAUGAAAGUGUUUGCUUAGAACAGUGGGAUACAAGUGCGUCGUUUCAUAGAAGAGCCACUUUCUUCCAUCAUCAGGGCCUUUGGAUCCCGGGUUACAGCUCAUUUGAAUUGCAUAGCAAGAAAGGCUUUUUCAUUAUACUCAGCACAACUGCUGUGAAAGUAUCAAAAUAUGAUGACUCCGAAGAAUUCAAACGUUCAAGCAGUUUCAGUAUAGAGGAGCUUCAUGCAGCAAUACCUUACAGGAGAAUGUGUGAAUGGCGAUAUGAACCUUGUUCAAGUCCUUGUGUAAAAACAUGCAGUGAUCCUGAAGGAACAGCAUGUAAAUUUCUCCCACCAGUUGAGGGAUGUUUACCAUAUUGUCCUAAAGAUAUGAUUCUCGAUGAAGUCACACUUAAAUGUGUUUACCCAGAAGACUGCAUACCUUUAAAACCCACAGAAUCUGUUUCUGUCACCAAACUACCGAGAACAGGGCCAACAGUUCUAAGUUCCCACACAGUGGAUACAACAGAGAUAUUUUCUCAGAUGCCUGCCAUGUUUGUUACUGUUGAGCCAGCACACAUUAAUCUAACUACGAUAAUGGCAAUGGAAGGAGAAACAACAUUAAAAGGAACAAAUGCUACAGAAAAAUUACUUACAGAUUCAGAUGCAUCCAGCAAGCAUUUACCUGAUUUACUACCAUUUACAGAACAACCUUCUGAAGACAGCUACAGCACUAUAAGCCCACCUGUGCUUCUUAGACCUACAACCUCAACAACUUCCAAAGUCUCAGCGGUUACCUUAAAAGAAACAUCUCCUAGCACAAGCCCCUCAUUCUCUAUCUCAUUGCCUCCUUCAGUUCUAGCGGUAUCAUCUUUCUCAGCUUUUCCUUCAAUAACCACAACGUCAACAAUGCCGUUAGAAUCUGCAACUUCUCUGGCUACAUUAGCCACUCUUCCCCUUGGACCAGACUUUGUUAAAAUGCCAACAAGCACUUUCACUACCAGAAGUCCAGCAGCAAGUCACUCUCAGUCAUCAGGGACAGCCCCACAAUCUGUAUUCACUGAAAGCAUAUCUUUUUCAACUCCCAUGUUAUUUACAGGUUCACCUUUAACACAAACAUUUUCUGUGACUUCAAGAAGUAAGUCAACUGAGACUCUUCCUCUUAUUCAUCCAUUCUCUCUUUCUGAACUGACAUCUCAGAUUCCCUUACUUACUUCUAGAUUUACUACAUUUUCAACAAGUUCUCAUAUUACCACAGCUUCAGAUAUGGUGACAACACAAGCUGCCUCACAAAUAUUAAAUAGUACUUUUAUGCCUACAUCUGCAUCUCUGAAAACACUUCUGACACCUCCUGAACAUAUUGCACCCUUAAUUACAAAACACAUCUCUGCUUUUGAAGAUAAAAUCAGGCCAUCAUCUUCAAUUGUUGGAAAGACACCGACAUUCAUCUGGUCUUCACUGAGUCCCAAAGAGACAUAUGUGAUGCCUACGUUAAUGCCUCCUCCAAUUACAACACAAAGACCCAAAGCAACUGGAGAAGUCACAAUUGUCUCAAAGAGCUUUCAUAUAGGGCCUUCUACAGCUUCUCUUCCAGGCAUUCCCCAAACCUCUAAACCGUUAAGUAAGCAUACAUUACACACGGAUUCAUCUCCAGUAUCAACGGUUCCUGAGAGUUCAGCAGAAUUUGCUAGAACUAGAUCUUUACCUAGUAGUACCUCAACGUUACCUGUAACAGUUCCAUACGAUAUAGCACAAACGACGUCUAAGGCAACUGUGCACUUACUUGGUCCACACACAGAAUUAAAAACUGCUUCUGCGAUUAAAAGUGUGGACACUUUCCCAACUUCUGCAGAGUUUCCAGGAACCUUUUCUGCUUUUACAAGUCCAUCUACAUUACUCACACUGCUAUCAACAACAAGAUCUUCUGCUCCUCAGACUUCUGCCUCACAAACUCAAUCUGUAAGUUCAUCACCUAUUCCCACAGUUAGUGUGACAUCUGCUGAAAAACCAGCAGGCACUCACAUACAAAUGCCAGCUGUAACUCUUGCUACCUCAAGAAGUCCAGGUUCACAUCCUACAUCUUUUCCUUCAGUUACUCCUUUGUUAACUUCAAGCACAGGUAUCUCUGCAACAGAUACUGCAUCGUUACCUCUUCCUGAGAUCUCAGAUAUGACAAUACAGUCAUUAGGAACAAGAAGUUCCUCUUUGGCUUCACUAGACAGUAGAACAUUAUCAAGUGGACUUGGUACUGCGACUGCAGAGACAGCACUGACAUUAUGGAAUACUACAUCAACCUCACCUGACAUAACUGAAAAGUAUUCUCCUAGCUCCCCAACCGGUUUAUUAGUUUCCUCAGCCAGAAUAAUAGUUCCUAGUCAAACUGCACAAAUCACUGACCUCUCUUCUAUCAGUUUUGAACUUUAUACAACUACUACUUCAGCUCCCAUUCCUGCUACCUCCCAAACACCUAGAUAUGCUCCAAGCUUUUCUUUGUUUACACCCAAACCCUCCACAGAAGCCUUCAGAACUAUAGCCAUAAAACCGGAUGAAGUUACAGCAUCAGACUGGGCAGUGCAAAAUUCAACCUUUGUUGAGAAAACCACAUAUGCCUUAGAAAGUGAUCACACCUCAGAAGUUAAAGAACAUCUUACAGAGACUAAAUAUGCAAGCCAAGAAGAAUUUUCACUACUUCCAUUGACAAUGUCUCCCAUCCAAAUGACUCCUAUAAGUGAAAGCAGCACAACUUCAAUGAAACCUGUCUCUUCUUCCAAAGCGAUGGAUAUAACUUUUUCAGAUUGGUCUCGAGUUCCACCACCAAAAUCAAUUAGACCUUACUACAAUGUAACUGAACCAAAGCAGGUGAAAACCACCAGCUUACAGAAUGUCACAAUAACAGAUUCAUCUCACUCCACUACAGGGCCUUUGGGAACCCAAGCAUCACAAGCUGAAACAGAAAUUAUGUCAACAGAGAGUGUGGAAUAUGCUUCAUUUGGUACUAUGAUACAUACCUUAAUAUCUGUGACAUCACCGGAAUGCACGCCAAGGUAUCUUGAUCCAAUAGACAGAUGUAGUCAGUAUGUGUGCAUUAAUAUGGGAUGGAUGCUCUACAAUCUCUCACGGAACUGCCAUAAAAAUGUGGAGAAACCUGACUGUGGUUUUCGAGGGAUGCCAGUUCAGGUUAACAGUGACAGCUGCUGUCCAGAAUGGGAAUGCCCUUGUCAAUGCUCUGUCCUGUCUGAAUUGAGUAUCAUUACAUUUGAUGGAAAUAACGUAGCACUGUAUAAAGUAGCAUCCUACAUUUUAGUCAAGCUACCCACAGAAAUUAUUGUGGCUCAUAUAGAAAAAUGUCCUACUAACCAGAGUGCCAAUUCAAUAAGAAAACUAGCUCCGCCUGGAAGUGCUUCAGGCCUCUGUUUUAAGAAACUUAAUGUAACAACAUCUUCAUAUGCUGUACUCAUAAACCGUUUAGCAAGAAAGGUAGUUGUGGAUUCGGUGAUUCAGCCUUUGCCCUUCUCUAAACAUGGCUUAUGCAUUCAAGAUACAGGUGCUAUGUAUGUCAUUAACACUCCAGCAGGGAUCAACAUUAAGUGGGCUCAUGUUACAGGCAUUAUAGAUAUCCAGUAUGGCUUUCACUCCAACACCACCACCAAGACUGAAGGACUUUGCGGUGUUUGCAAUGGUGAUCCAGUUGAUGACCUGAAAAUGCAAAACAGAACAGUAAUUACAAAUAUGGAAGAAAUUGAAGCCUUUAUUAAAAGCUGGGAAAUUGAGAAAUCUGUUGACGUAACAACCAGGAGACCUGUAAGAAACUGUACAGAAGACAACUGUACAUAUUGUAUGGAACUGUUACAUAGAUGGGCUUUUGUUCCAUGCCAUAAAAAAGUUUCACCACAAGAUUUUUGUGAAAAAAUGUGGAUCAACAAUACUUAUUUCUGGAAUUAUGAAUGUGAUGCUCUUUCUGCCUAUGUUGCACUGUGCAACAAACAUAAUAUCUGCAUUAAAUGGAGAACACCAGAUUAUUGUUCCCUCAGCUGUCCCACUGGGAAGGAAUAUCAGCCUUGCGUGCAACCCUGUGCGGCCAAAACAUGCCUAAAUAAAUGGUUCUAUGAAGAAUCACCAUGUUCCUACUUAAGAGAAGACUGUGUUUGCAAAAAUGGGACCAUCCUUCAUAGAACCGAUGCUGACCUUUGCAUUCCAGAAGAAAAAUGUGCAUGCACAGAUAAUGAAGGGCAGCCCCGCUCUGCUGGAGAGGUCUGGAAUGGCUCCAAUAAAGGCUGCUGCAUGUAUAAAUGCUUGGAGAAUGGGAGUAUUAUUGCUAUAGAUCCUGAAUGUAAUGAAGAGCCACCUCCCAUCUGUGAGCGGGAGGGUGAGGCAAUUAUUAAUGUAAUUGAAGAGAAAGCUUGCUGUCCAAAGAAAGUCUGUGAAUGCAACACAACUCUAUGUGACUCUAUUAUUCCAACAUGCAAAAGUUCUGAAAAGCUGGUAGUGGGAUAUAGUCCUUUAUCAUGCUGCCCUCAGUAUCGAUGUGAGUGUGAUCCAUCAGCAUGUCCCAAUGCUUCCCGUCCAGAAUGCAGAGAAGACCAAUUUAUUGUUGAAGCAAAACAGGAAGAUCCUUGCUGCUUUUCGUAUUUGUGUGUUUGCGAAUCCUGUAUUGAACCUAUUCCAUUAUGUAAUGAAGGGGAGAUUCUUACUGUAGAUCUUAACACUACACAGUACUGUUGCCCUCAUUAUCACUGUGUUUGUGAUGAGAACCUCUGUCCAUCAUUUUACCUGAACUGCUCUGCCGACAUGAAACUUCUAAAGAAAAAAGUACCUGGGCAGUGCUGCCCAGACUGGAACUGUGAAUGUGAUUGUGAAAAUGCUACUGUUCCAGCUUGUAAAGUGGGAGAAGUUCAGAGAAUAGAUGAAAAUAUUUCUAGUACAUGUGGAUGUACACAGUACACAUGUGAAAAGGAUAAUGUCUGUGUAUUCCAAGAGGUAACAGUGCUGAACCCUGGUCAGUCUAUUAUUCAGUAUCUGGAUGGAGAUCUUUGUUACACAGUAAAGUGUUCUCAGGAGAGAGACCUCAAGACAGGAUUUCAUGCCAUGGAUCUGACAGUAAUCAACUGUUCCCAAAAAUGCGAAGCCCACCAAGUAUAUGUUCCUUCGCUUAGUCAACAUUCUUGCUGUGGGUCCUGCAUAAAUGUGUCAUGUACUUUCUACACUGGAAAUGGAACUCUAGUCAUAUAUGAAGAAGGAGCCACCUGGGACUCAAACUGUACUAAAUAUGAAUGUGCAAAGACUGCUGUAGGUGCAGUAAUUCUUGGAUCCAGUGUUGUUUGCCCACCUUUUAAUGAGACUGAGUGUACAAAGAAUGGAGGCACUGUACAGACAUAUAAUGAUGGCUGCUGCAAGACCUGCAAAAGGGAUGAAAGGAUCUGCCAAAAAGUGACAGUGAGAACAACUGUAAGGAAACAUGACUGCAUGAGUCGAAGCCCUAUAAAUGUAGCUUCUUGUGAAGGAAAAUGUCCCUCUGCCACAAUUUUUAAUGUCAACAUUGAUAGCCAUUUGAGAUUCUGUAAGUGCUGUCGUGAAAAUGGAGUACAGAAUCUAACUGUACCACUCUACUGCUCAGGAAAUGGCACUGAAAUUAUGUAUGUCAUCCCAGAACCUACAGAUUGUUCAUGUCAAUGGAAUUAAGAAUGUGGUUCAUUUUGCAGAAGAUUGUUUUCAA
Messenger RNA from Eublepharis macularius, 9499 nucleotides. It is a transcript of the gene OTOGL, whose product is annotated as otogelin like. The coding region runs from base 1 to 9465 and encodes 3154 amino acids. The transcript has 57 exons. Gene Ontology annotation, cellular component: extracellular matrix. NCBI's taxonomy places the organism in Eukaryota, Metazoa, Chordata, Lepidosauria, Squamata, Eublepharidae. Gene Ontology annotation, molecular function: alpha-L-arabinofuranosidase activity; protein binding. The record is from RefSeq and is a predicted model, not a curated record. Gene Ontology annotation, biological process: L-arabinose metabolic process.